AUAAUUCAAAAUGGAAAUUUCAAAAUGCAUUCUUUCGAGUAUAUGUAUAUGCAUUGUGCUUAUAUCAAACAUAAUGAUGGAGUCGUGUUCAAAGAGGGGACCGCGAAAUAGAACGCCAACAAAUUUUACUGUGUACAAAAGAACUCUAACUUUAAUCGCCGAUGGCGUACGAGUUUCACGCAAGAAAGCUCCAUGGCCAGACACGUGGCAGAACUUUUGGAAUGACGCUGGAUCGUCAACAGUAAAAUUUGGAAGAAAAUUCAUCAAGUGGGCUGAUGAAGAGUAUGGCAUCAAUGCUACUGCUCUCACAGAUGAACAGCUAACAAAUGGAGAGGAAGUGGACUUGGGGGGAUUCUUCUAUACACCUCAUAUGCCUGAUAUAACGUAUAGAGUUAUUUCGGAAACAACUAAGACGAAAAUGACGUAUUAUAGGAAUACACAAGUUAGAGAUGCAGCGUUCGUCUUAAUCGCUAAGAAGUCAUUUAAUAGUUCAGGCAAUCUUAGAGAGACCAUUCAAAAACACUGUGCAAAAUGUGCGAUAUCUCCUGUUUUAUUUCAAGAGAUUUGCAUAAAUAGUUUGCAAAUCUCCUUAGAAUCCCCUAAAAUAUAG
Molecule: messenger RNA, 610 nt
Organism: Owenia fusiformis
Lineage: Eukaryota; Metazoa; Annelida; Polychaeta; Sabellida; Oweniidae
Source: the annotation of a GenBank genome assembly